AUGUCGUUAUCGCGCAAACCCACAGCUGCACACCGCAACAGCUACUACUUGGGAGAAGGCUCUGCCUUUCUCGAUGACUACUCCCCACAAAUCGUCCGUGCUGGUACCUUCAGCCAGAAGAUCGACGGCCUCUUCCGACGUCGAAAGACCAACUGGCACGAUGUCGAACGAAGGUUGGAGCGGAAAUCGAGGCCUUGGAACCCUCUUCUCGACUACCUUUGGGAUCACAGAUAUCCACUCCGUGCCCUUUUGCCCAUCACCGCAGGCCUCCUGGAGCUGAUCCUGGUGCUAUUUCUCUUUGGCACAUACUACACCUUACCUGCUGAUCCGCAUACCGGAGCAAAGCCACCCCGGGUCGCCGAUCUUUACUCUACAUUUCCGUUCAUGAGCUGUGUUGGCUCGAAGAGGCUAUCCGUCUAUCGAGGGCUGACCUUUUGUGUGGUGUUUCUCGGCAUUGCCUCGACUGCCAUCAGCUUCUAUUUCACCCGCGACGACCAAUUGGGUUGGCAGACGCGUCGAGCAGGAUGGCUCGCCAGCGUUGUGGGAGCCGGUCUCAGCAUCUGGCUUGUCUUUGCUGCAGCGACGCCCGACAAGCAACUUCACCUCUUUGUUACUUCGGUGAAAGCGAUCACCGUCUUCUCCAUCAAAUCUACCGGGCUGCUGGUUGACCACUUGGAACGCCGAAAAUAUCCUGUCCUUCGAGAGCUUGCUGUGAUCAAGGUCUUACUGUGGUGGAGAGUUGUAACAUUGGGUAUUGCCUUUCCGCUCGCCGUGAUGACAAAUGUUGCCAUCUUUGGCUGCAGCGAAUCAAACCCGGAAACAAUUCAAACACCCGGGACUACUUGCUACCGUAUCAUGGCACUGGGAGCUCCUGCGGAGUGGCUCUACGCCCUCACCACCGUGUCCUGGAGCCUGGCAAUCGCCUUUGACAUCUAUACAACACCCAUCAUCAGCCAAGCCAAAUCCCAACAGGAUCAGACUGCCACAGAAUUGCUGGAAUCUUCUUCGGUCGGGCAGUGGAGAGGCCAUUCGCAGAGUCAAGAAAGCCUGGCCUCUUUCGCCUCACUCGACAAGGACGAGGACUUUGGUCCCGGCCUGUCGUCACCUGACGAAUUCGACGACAAGGGGGGCAGCAGUACGCAAUACAGGAACCUUGGCAGAAAUCCUAGGAAUCUUCACGGUGAACAUGACUUUGCAAACGAGGACGACUUUGAGGAGGACCUCGGGCUGGCGAUUCGAACAAGAGAUUGGGCUUGA
Molecule: messenger RNA, 1257 nt
Organism: Fonsecaea nubica
Lineage: Eukaryota; Fungi; Ascomycota; Eurotiomycetes; Chaetothyriales; Herpotrichiellaceae
Exons: 2
Coding region: 1-1257 (418 amino acids)
Source: RefSeq, a predicted model, not a curated record